Molecule: messenger RNA, 3287 nt
Organism: Nematostella vectensis (starlet sea anemone)
Lineage: Eukaryota; Metazoa; Cnidaria; Anthozoa; Actiniaria; Edwardsiidae
Product: N-terminal kinase-like protein
Exons: 19
Coding region: 95-2956 (953 amino acids)
Biological process (GO): protein phosphorylation
Molecular function (GO): ATP binding; protein kinase activity
Source: RefSeq, a predicted model, not a curated record
UGGACUAGCGCGAUGCCACGAAGGCAAAAAGCAAAACUUUCGAAAAUGUUUCUGGUUGAGUAAUGUCUUUUUUAUACAAUUUCCAUUGAACAAAAUGCAGGGAUUGUGGAAUUUAAUCGGUAAAAUGGGCAGUGGGGCCCAGAAUUUCCCGUAUGAAGUGGGAGAAAAGCUGCCGGCUUCUGAGAGCAAGUCUCCGUGGUCUGUUCACCAGGGCAAGAAAAAAGCUACGGGGCAAGCCGUUACAGUGUUUGCGUUAGACGUGAAGGCCUCGUCGGAUCAUAAGAUUCAGCUGGCUAAAUCUGCAAUCAAGAGGUUAAAGACUCUUCGCCACCCCAACAUAGUGACAUACAUUGAUAGUUUGGAGUCUGAUACCUUGAUCUACUUGGUAACUGAACCAGUCACUCCAUUAGAAAUAUACAUGGCGGAUGAGACCAGCAUUAAGUCUGACCUUGCCAUCUCCUGGGGAAUACACCAAAUAGCUGCUGGCCUCAGCUUCCUUCUGAAUGACUGUAACCUCAUGCAUGGUAACAUCUGCAUGGCAUCUAUAUAUGUGGAUGUGGCCGGGGAGUGGAAACUUGGUGGGGUUGAGUAUGUUCAACCUAUUGAGCCUCCUCCUGGUGCAGAUGUUACAGAUAACAGUAUACUGCCAGCACUUCAGGUGUAUGACCCUCCAGAGGGAAGGAAGUACAGUAAGAUGAACAAGAAAUUACAGAAAUGGUCAGCUGAUGUCUGGGGGCUGGGAUGUCUGAUAUGGGAAGUGUUCAAUGGGACGUUACCGCGACCUGCCUCUCUGAAGACUGUUGGCAAGAUUCCAAAGUCUCUCUUAGUACAUUAUGGGGAGCUAGUGAGCGCAAACCCUAGGAUACGGCCGAACCCUACCAAGUUUAUUGAGAAUUGUCGUGCUAGUGGCAAUUAUCUGGAUAAUGCCUUUGUUGAGGCCAAUCUCUUCCUCUCUGAACUUCAGAUCAAGGAUCCCAAAGAGCAAAAGAAAUUCUUUUCCUCACUGAGCUCAUCUGUUGACACAUUCCCUGAACUAUUCUGCAAGCACAGGAUCCUCCCACAGCUUAUUAAUGCUUUCGAGUUUGGUGCGGCUGGAUCUGCUGUGCUGGGACCCUUAUUCAAGGUUGGCAAGCUUCUUGAGUCUGAAGAAUAUGAGAAGAGAAUAGUGCCAUGUGUAGUCAAGCUUUUCUCAUCAACUGACAGAGCAACGAGAAUACAGCUUCUCCAACAGCUUGAGCUGUUCGUUCAGCACCUGAAGCCUCAAGUCGUUGACGAGCAGAUCUUUCCCCAUGUUGCCCUGGGCUUUGGAGACACCGUCCCUGCCAUGAGAGAACAGACGGUCAAGGCGAUGCUGCUGUUGACUCCAAAGCUGAGUGAGAAGACCAUCAAUAGCCAUCUGCUGAAGCACUUCGCCAAGUUACAGAUGGACCAAGAGGCGGGAAUAAGAACCAAUACUACAGUCUGUCUUGGCAAGAUAGCCUGUCAUCUACCACCUGCGACUAGACAGAAGGUUCUCGUGUCUGCGUUCCUACGUCCAUUUCGCGACCCGUUCCCACCCGCUCGGACUGCUGGCGUGAUGGCGUUCUGCGUGACCAGCGAGUUCUACCCUCUAAAGGAUGUGGCCGCACGUAUACUGCCGGCACUGUGUCCACUCACUGUGGACCCAGAGAAGAAAGUCCGCGACCAGACGUUCAAAGCGGUCAAGCUGUUUAUUGGUAAACUAGAAAAGGCGUCAGAGGACCCAGAAUCUGCCAUGAACACCGCAGCUGAUCAGUCGACUGCAGAUGGUAGCGCAUCGUCAUGGACAGGGUGGGCGGUCACCUCUCUAACCUCCAAGCUCUACAGGGGGGGAGCGCCUGCCGCCGCCGGCGCGCCCGGCCCCGCAACACCCCCAGCAGAGCAAGCUGGACCCCCGCCUGCUACAGGAAAACCAGUUACCGAUUCACCGCGUAGGCCACAACCACAAAAACCUCCGGCAACUCGGCCCAGUGCUACUCCGCCACCUGUGACAGGGGAUGAGUCUGGUAGCGACUAUGACGAGGACUGGGGAGGGGACUGGAGCGAGCCUAAGCCGACUCAGUCUCGUAGUAUUGUUGGCGAGAUGAGAAAUGACCUGAUGGCGGUCAAACAAGAGUGCGAAUCGUGGCAGAACGCCGCAGAGUCUAGAAAGGAUGCCGAGCAGGAAGAUGCAGAUAGCGGAAGUGAUUACGAUGACUGGAAUAACGAUGAUUGGUCCACAAUAACAAGUGACAAACCACAGGAUAAACCCGAUACAAGCUCAACAUACAGCAAUAAGGCCGGCCAGCCAAAGAGUGCGAGCCUGCUGUUUGCAGGGCCAGCGGAUACGUUUGGUGACAUCCCCUUCGCAGACGACCCUUUUUCUGGAUUGUCUAAUGUUGAACAAAAGAAAUCUGAUAAACUUGCGCGAUCUAAACGCCAACAAAAACCUGUCAACAAACCAUCAACGGAAGCUGGUACUAAAACGCAAGGAACGGCAAAGAAAACGCAAAACGACGGCGGAGGCUUUGGAGGGGGUAAUUGGGACACUUCUGACUGGGGUUCUCUCGAGUCGUCUGUACAGGAUCCAGUGCGAACUGGCUCUUUCGGCUCCACAAAGUCCUCGAAAUCGACAGCCAGUAGUGGUGGUGUUGGCGGGGGAGACUGGGGCCUAGAUGAGGUGGGCCCGCUUGAUAAUGUCCCUAGCGAUAAACCCAAAGUGAAAAGUGUGCCUGCAAAAACGGAGCCUCCUUCCCAUGCUUCUGCGGGUGGCUGGGACGGUGGGGGCUGGGACACUGGCGAUUGGGGAUCCAUGGACGCUGUCUCCACAGGGGGACCGAGUAAAGCAGAGUUAGCUAAGCAAAAACGAGAAGAAAGGAAGCAGCAAAGAUUGCUGGCAAUGAAGGAAAAACGGGCUGCUAAAGGGCCUUCCAAGCUAGGGGGGGUUAAAAUACAAUAAUCAAAAUACAAUGAAUUUUUCACUUCAAGUGAUUUCUUUUUCAUAGAAUUAUUUUAAAAUUUGUGUAUUAUAAGAGAUUCUAUAUUUAGGCAGUUUUUCACAAAAGAAGAAUUUGUAAUAAAUUCAUUUGAAGGUGGUUGAGGUUUUGCUCAUCACGUUUCUCUGAGAUUUUGCUCAUCACUCAUAAGAAUUCUAUCAUAUUGACAUUGACAUGAAAUGUAAUACACACUAGCUCCUCAUGCGAGAGAGGAUAUAUUCAUAGCGUUACAAGCGUCAGCAACUUGUAAAAUGAAUAGAAACCAGUUCUAGAGUAAAAAACUACAAUGCAUUG